AUGUCGGAAUCCAGAACAGGGAUGACACAAGAAACUGCCAUUAAUCUUCUACAAACCUUACGACAAGUAAUUAAUGCUUUAGGUGGCUUUGUGUGUACUUAUUUUGCAUCAGACCCAGAUGUAGAUGGCAAUGCUCGUCCAAAUGAGCGAAGUCAGCCCCGGGCUCAUCCACAGCCUCUACAGCCUCUGCAGACUCAACGCUUGGGGCCAGUCAUCAGGCCACCGCCUCCAGUUACCAGGCCACCGCCUCCAGUUACCAGGCCACCGCCUCCAGUUCUAGUCAGGACCAGACCAGGCCUAGGGCAAGACGAGGCUGGUACCAGUACAUUUAGACCUGCCAGUGCAACUCCUCGCAGAUGCUUGGCACUUCAAGAACAUAGUCGCCUAUUUCGGCAUGCCCAUUCAUCUCUUCCACCACCCAAAAAAAGAAAGACCAGUACGUUCGGCCGAAUUGUGCUGUGCUUGCCAGGAUGCAACUCCGAGCAUGUCCCUACCAAAGAGGAGAAAGCAAUCCUCAAGAACAAUGGCCUGGGGGAAGUAUUGAUUAGCUUUGAGACAGGUGGUGAUAGUGCACAUGUCCAAGAUCAGAUCCUAAGUGCAUUUCAGAAAGAUGAGUUACAUCAUGGUUUUGAGAUAAUGACGGUCAGAACUAAGUCCAGGACAGCAUUACAAGUAGUGCAUUCGGGGCCUUGCAAUGCGCAAGACCUUAAACUCAUCAGCACACAGAAGGUCUACAUACGCCCGAUUCAGCAAGAUAUCAACAUAGAAUCAGAUGGACCACCUGCAACAGAUCAUGAGCUACCCUGUUGCAAAUGUGGAGCCCUCAUUCAUACAAGCAAACUAAGAGAACACAGCGAACUAUGCAACUAUGAGGAAACCCAAGAAGAUGAUCAACGUCCAUCUCUAUCUGACUGUGACAGUGUGGAUUUACAAGCUAACAUUGAAGUUCCAUCAGAUGAGGAUCUACCCUCUGUGUUUGAAGUUCCACCACUGGCAAUAUCAUCUCUAACGGAAGAAUGUAAGUCAGAUGAAGAGGAGUUGGCAAGAAUCCUCACCAUACUGAAAGAAGGCUUGUCUGAGCAGACAGACAUUGGGCAAGUCAUCCACCAGUUUCGGAGCAUUUAUCUCAACGGAAGGAGAUUAAACCUACCAGAAGAUAUUGCAGACAUGGAUGCUUCCAUGCAAGGAGACACCUACCUCCUUCACAUCUCCCGCUAUGACAUCUUCCAAGGCAUGGUGGAUGAGUUUUCAGCUGCCGCAUAUAGGCCUCGUCUCCCCCUCGAGAUACAGUUCAUGGGGGAGAGGGGCCAGGACCUUGGAGGCCUCCGCAAGGAGUUCCUCCGUCUGGCACUGCAAGAGGUUCACGAAAGACUGACGCAAGGUCCAGACAGGGACAGGGUGCUUGUGACUGAGCCUGAGCAAGCUACCAGAUUUUGUCAGCAAAAGGCCUUUCUGGCAGCGGGAAUACUCAUGGGACAAUGCAUACUUCAAGAUGGCCCGUCACCUAACUUCUUGGAAUCCGGGCUUGCUGUUCGGCUGGUAGAGGGGACAUGCGACGCCCACUCUGAGCAGCAGCUUCACAAAGGGUUGUGCCUGACGGGAGUUGUACAACUCAUGAAGACUUUUCCGCAGUGCAAGGAACUUCUGCACGGUGGAGAGGACACUAAGCUGACAGCAGCAGCGCUGCUGAGCUCAUUUGAGGUUAAAUUUGCUGAACCCGGCUCAAACAGGAGACGUCAGGAGGAAGCAGUAUUCAGCCAUUUUGUGAGAUAUGUCCGGGAAGUUGAAGCUGGUAGCCAUCACUGCAAUAGUGAUGAAGAAUUGAUGACCCUGGAGCAAAUAAUCAUAUUUGUGACGGGAUUGUCACAUGUGCCCGUUUGCGGUUGGCAGCCCCCGCUGACGAUAACCUUUUUCAAACCACCUGUAAUGGGGAUUGGAGCCUCGACAUGCAGCCACGAGCUCCAGUUGCCCAUUCCAUACCAAGCCACAGAAACUCUUCCUUCCAGGGAUGAAUUGUUCCAGCUAUUCGAUAAUUCGUUUCCAGACCAGUUCUUUGGGAAUGCUUAA
Strongylocentrotus purpuratus (purple sea urchin) is the source of this 2067-nucleotide messenger RNA. RefSeq lists its product as uncharacterized. NCBI's taxonomy places the organism in Eukaryota, Metazoa, Echinodermata, Echinoidea, Camarodonta, Strongylocentrotidae. The transcript has 13 exons. The record is from RefSeq and is a predicted model, not a curated record. Gene Ontology annotation, molecular function: ubiquitin-protein transferase activity. The coding region runs from base 1 to 2067 and encodes 688 amino acids.